AAUAAAGAAAACCGCUAUCUGUCAUUUCACUUUUGAUUGUGCGGUUUCGGUUUCUUUUAUUGUUUCUAUUUGAUUGUUUUGCGAAAAUGUGAAUGGUGCAAAUGAUAAACUUUGUUGGUCUGUCGGAAGAUGCAAAAAGAUGCGUGAACGUUGUCGUGACCGGAGCUAGAGAAUCUGGAUUUUGAAGUAAGAACUUCGAUCGAAAGCUUGUUUUCCCCGACCAACCGGAGUUGCCAUGGGAUAAACUCGAUAAACUUUAUAUAAGAGCAUAUCAAUGUCGUCAAUCGAUUCAAGCGUUAUGAUUCUCAACCGUGAUGGAUCUUCCAGUUCAAAAAAAUCUUGCUGCAAGAAUUUUUGUUCACUAAACCAAUUCCUCUGCAUCCGUUGCUAUCGCUCUGUAUCAGUCUUCUCAACGACAACAACUCUAAAUAAGUAAUGCAAGAUAAAUGAAGUAGUUGGAUCUAAUAUUGAUCAUGCCUCAUAAUGGACAUAAUGAUGACGUCGAGAAAAGUGCUUCAAAGCCAAUUCUAAGAGUACAGUUAGUUUAUGAUCCUGUUUACUCUUGAGUACCUCGAGUAACCUGAACGGCUGGUUUAUGAGACCAGUGCCAAACACACUAUACCGUCAUACAAGACCACCAAUUUCUGUGCCAUGCCAAGGAUGUUAACGAAAAGACGAAUGAUAGUAAGUAUUAACUGGAUAGUCAAACACUUAUUUCUGCAUAUUUCUUAUACAAAAUCUUGGCGGGGUGUUGAUUAUCAACUCUACCAGUCGUGUGGAGGGUAUUCUUGGUGUGUAUUAAUGUGAUGUAACACCUGGUGCUAGAUUACCGGACAAUGUGUCACCAGGCAGUGUUCAGUAGUGAGUAUCAUUGCACAUCGGUGGCGAAUCAGUUGGAGUAGCGCUGAGUUUUCCUUGAAUUGUGCUGGACUAAUGGACAGCUUAACUAUAUUGGUAUGAGCUGGAGAAGUUUGAUGUGCAGGGGAAGUACGCAUUAUUUGGUCCUAGUUGAACAGUAAGUGGUCUUUCAUUGGAUCGAACAUUGAGAGCUUCGGGCGGAAACACGUACUUUUCAAAUUGUUGUUUUCUCAAAGGUUGACGCUAGGUCUGUGGCCUUUGAUUGGGUUGGUCCAUUUGUGUUGGAUAUGUGUUCUUGCUUGCAGGUGCCUAGUUUGUUCUGAUGUGCGUGAGGGUGGAGCUGUUAGUUUGGGGGGACUCAUCGUUUUUGGAUCUAGAGGUCAAUGUUUCUCGCAGAGUUUUUGUUUGUUGAAGAAUCUAGAAGGAGACUUCCUUUCGAGGAGGAGGUCUUUAGGAUAAUUUUUCAAUUCACGUUCUAAUACCCGACAGUAACGACUGGAAUAGGAAUGGUCAGGAUUGAGAUACCAUACAGAAUAGUUGUAGAGGGUGAUCCUUGGUGGACGGUACUGAUUUCACUGUAUUACGGAAGCUUUUGUAAAAUUUAGUAAUCGACUGGUUUACUUCGGAAAGGGAAACGUGGAUGGGGAUCGGGACCGAGACGGAGGCAGAUUCAAUGCUACAUUAGUUUGUUGUGAUGACGAUGACUAGAGUGAUUCGUCAAGCAUACACCAAUUUCAUAACCCUACCCCAACUCACAUCUAGUGGUGUGGUCGUCUCCUUUGGCCUUUUUAUGGUCUUCAUGAAGACCAUUAUCGCCGUAAAUUGACUUAAUUGCCUCGCGAAACAUUACGAAACGAAACUCAAUUUAUUGCUAUGCAUAGGGUGUUUGUGUAUGUUUGAAGUUGGUGCGUGUGUGUUUAUGAUUUCAUCUAUACUGUAAUCAAUAUAAUGUACCCGCUGUAUCCCCUAAUAAACAUCUAAUGAUCCAAGAUCCUAACGACCUGUUCAGGGUAUCAUCCAUACAAUACGUGGAAUCGUUGGACUAUAUGGGUUAAAGUUUGUGUAUAAUUUUUUUUUAUUAGGGUCGCUAGCAAUUUUUGGCAUUUCUUUAAAUAACACUUAAGCAAAUGGGGGAAUUCCACAAAGAUUCGUCCGAAAAUCUCCAAAAUCGUGACCGACCAUUUUAUAUUCCGAUGAAACUUUACAGGUUUCAUCGGCAUGGAAGACUAAACAUUUUUCACAGUCAAUAAGAUUAUUUUGACUCAUUAGCAAUUUUUUAGAGGGCGUAGACGUUUAUAUAUGCAUUAAUUUAUAAAUUUUUUGUCCGAUUACUUUAUUUUAUACAGCAAAACUUCCUCAGAACGAGUUAUAGGGAAUGAAUAUUUCUUCACGAAAAAAAUAUGCACUGAAAAAAAUAUUGUCAUUUUUUUGCAAAAACAAGAAUUUAUAUUAAAAAUUUGUUAUGUUUGCACAUAAUGGUUAAGAUAAUGUGCAUAUUGAAUUAAAUUAUAAAAUUAAAUUAUGGUUCAUUGAGGUAAUUAUGAUAAGCGUGCACGGCAUACCCGACAGAAGAAGGUGUGCAAGUAAAACACUCGCUUGACAAAAACAAAUUUGUCUGGCAACAAAAACCGGACGUAGGCUAAAACGCCAAAAAGGUAGAAAAAAGGAAAAAAAACGUGGAGAAAAGUCAGUAGAGAGGUUAGCGUUCAAUCGAAAAGAGGGCAGGUACGAGCAAACGGAGGCUGAUCCUGCGGACGGAAAAAAGGAGGACCGUCGUGUUAUCAGCAGUCGCCGGGAACAUAUGCGAUACCGUUAACACCGAAGAUACCACUCUCGCAUCCGUACCAUCAUAGGCAGGAGAUAAGUAAAACAUCCCCAUCGUCACGAGGCGUGAGUAUAAAAUAGUGCCGCAAGGGUUAGCGCCGGGAGUGAAUAUAAGAGCAAACCACGCUGCCGUGCGGAUACUAGGUUCCAACGAGUUCGCCGGUAAAAUCAAGAGAAAGACGGCAACAACUAUUCGGGAGCAUCCAAUAAUCAUCCCUCGGCGACAUCGGCCCGGUCCCGAGAGGAAAGUCCGUGCAGUCCGGCUCUUCCCAGGUCGGCAAUACUCGUAGUGGCAACAAUCACCACGACAUUUCGGUUCGAUCGCAACAGCCAGAGUCCGGUGCGGCUGGCCAAAUCCUGAGGAGAACCGGUUUGGUCCACCGAGUACGUGAUCAAGUUUCCGAACAAGGCGAUCGAAACCGGCACAGCGGAUCCGGAUCUGCAAAGAAGACAGUAUUACAGACCUCAAUUGUUCAGACUGCCCGGGAAAGCAACCACAGCGCGGGUGGAAAACGGUGGGAAAACAACCGCCACUACCAAUGCAACGGCAAAGCAGCAGAUUCAUUUGCGGCAGCGGAGCGGUUAUUGUGAAAUUUCUCGGAUCGAAUAUGUUGUGUCGGCGAACCAUCUAGUCGCGGAAGAGCGCUGUAUAUUUGUGAGGAAUGACUAAUUCGCUUAGGAUAAAUAAACCAGUGACGGUGUUCUGGAAUAGGCAGCUCUCAAGCAAUUCCCGGGGUCACAUGAUGACGACGGCCAACAUCAUUAAGGUGAGUGCACCUCUCUUUACCUCCUUCUAAGAACCAUAUGUGUUUUGGGGUAAUUUUGGGAAACGAUUUGGGUAAAGUCAACUUUAAUUUUACAUUGGCGCCCAACUAAAAACCCCACAUUUAAGAUACAUUACCGUUAGUAUUGAGUUUUGAUUAUAUUCUUGUGAUAGUUUUAGUGUAGAUUUCACUCGAAUUUUUUAAGCUUGCAAUUCGAUUUGUGAAACCGUUCUUAGAUAAUGGAUUACACACACUUAAUCGAUGAAGAGAUUGAGUAUGAAUUGGCUUUGAGACAUGUGGUUAACUUAGGACCAAAGACUCAUCGCACGAAAGUGCAACUUUUGCAUAAGGCAAUCCGAGAGGAUGCAGCACGGAAUGUGACACGGGAUAGCGCAGAGCACGCUAUAAGCCCCACAGUAAACAUGGAAAGGUGUCAAAUCCAGAUUUACGAAUUACAUAAGCAGGUUAGUGUUGCUCUCAGAGACGUCAAUAUUGAAAUGCUCGCACAGCUUCGAUCGCGUAUCGCACAUUAUCGAUUCCGGUUAGCAAUCUUGAAACCUCCGGAUGGGUUCGCGGAAGCGCACAGUUCACUUCAGACGUUGGUUAAAGUAAUGGAAUGUGAUGUGAACAGUGUACUAAAUAGAGCAGUUACCAGAGUGGUAGACGGAAGUGGUGGAGGAAGAGAACAGUUAGGCGUACCGAUGGGCAGAAACAAGGCCACAAGUGCUAGCGAUAGCAGGCAACACACCUCGUUACCUCCAACCAGCUCACCACUUUCAGCAGGACACGGCAGCGGUUUGGCGUGGCCGGAUUUCACCGGAGCACGUUUCGAUGGGAGCUCGCACUACACCCCAUUCCAAUCCGGAAAUCUAGCAAACAACAGCAACAGGAGAGGAGCAACGAGCGAAGUUCAAGAGCAGUCGCAUCUGAACAACAUCGACACAGCGGAAGUCAUUUGGCCACCACCACCAAUAACACAACAGGAGGCUGAACAGGCGCGCAACCCAAACAGACACAAUCGAUGUCGCAACGCAUGGGAAGAAUUCGACGGACUUCGAGAUGAUUUAUUACGUCAUCUACUGCGACGGGAAUCGAGACCAGCACAAGAUCGUAGUGAGGACAGGCGAAUGCUGAAGGCAGUGCAUAACUGGCCGUUCAAGUUCAGGGGGGAGAAAGACACCACAUCGCUGAAUGUUUUUCUGGAUAGGGUGGAAACAUUCGCCAGAUCGGAAGGAAUGAACGAUGACACGCUGCUGGCAUCAAUCAAGCAUUUGUUGCAGGAGGACGCGCUUGAUUGGUAUGCUCGAGCUAUGACGCAGCACAGAUUGAACUCGUGGGAGGCAUUCAAGCAGGAGAUUCGCAAGGAGUUUUUACCCAGCGGGUACGCGCAGAUAUUGCGGCUGGAGGCAUGCUUUCGGUUCCAAGGGCUCAAUGAGUCAUUCGCCAAAUAUUAUCGGGACAUCUCAGCUCUAUUUCGUUUUGUAGAACCACCAAUGCAGGAAGAGGAAAAGUUUUUCAUUGUCAAGAAAAACAUGAACGCGGAUUACGCGGCGAUCGUCACGGCAGCAAGACCAAGGACACUGCAGGAGAUGGUCGAGGUUUGCAUCAGCUAUGACGAAACUAGAUUGCUUUUAAGCAGGCAACGGCGUCUUCCCAUACCGCACGGUGCAUUGUUAGAACCAAACUUUGCAACGCCAACGGUCACACCGAAGCCGACACACACCUCACAAUAUCAACCACGAUUCAGUCGAGUUCAUGCGGUAGAAAUGGAGAACCUGUCAGGAGAGAAUGGUACAAUGGAGUGUCCAUACCCGAGCUACGAGGCCACUCAGUCGCAGGAUGCUGAAGAUCCGUGGCAACUGAAAAUAGAUCAGCUAAUGGAGCAGGUCAGUGAAAUGAAAUUGCAAUUAUCAUCAAGAGGACAAAGACCAACCUUUCCACCGUCGCAAAAAACAAACCCAUCGGAGCAGCAUCGGCGGUACAUGCAACCACAACAAGGUCAAACACGACACGGACAGCUUCAGUCGCAUGCACUGCAACAGCAGCAGCCACAUCAUGUGCCUUUCACACAGCCAGCGGCACACGAACCGAGACGCGAGGAGCGCUCACUGCAAGCACAGGGCGAAAGCACCGCUGAUCACCGGCGUUUAGUGUUAACUUGCUGGAACUGUGACGAGGAAGGACAUCGGUUCAUGGACUGUCCAAAACCACAGGCGAUAUUAUUCUGUUACAGAUGUGGGCGGAAAGGAUAUUCACUGCGCAGCUGUUUCUCUUGCAGAACAGAUGCGGGAAACGGAACAGCGGAGAACAGACAAUAGAGGGAAAUGAUUUUC
Molecule: messenger RNA, 5779 nt
Organism: Topomyia yanbarensis
Lineage: Eukaryota; Metazoa; Arthropoda; Insecta; Diptera; Culicidae
Exons: 3
Coding region: 3686-5764 (692 amino acids)
Molecular function (GO): nucleic acid binding; zinc ion binding
Source: RefSeq, a predicted model, not a curated record